CGCUAACGGUCAACGGUCGAUCCAACCUCUCAGGAGCAUAGCAAGCUGGGCGGCCGCGUCGUGUCGCUGUUCUCGGGUCCCUGUGGCCAUGGAAGACGCGCUUCUCGGUGCCAUGACUGGCCCCGAAGACGAGCUGGGCGCCGAGCUGUUCGGGUCAGAGCGUGCGUUCGCGGACGGGCUGGCGCUGAGCCCCGCGGGCGGUGCGGCCGAUCGGAAUGAGCUGCCCGUACUGGCGGACGCCUACCUGGGCGCCACCGAGCCGGGGGAGCCGCUGCUGCGUGCGCUCAGCCCCCCGCCGGGCGCUGAGGUACCGGCCACCCUGCUCGGCGACUUCCCAGGGCUGCCUGAGCUCCGCAGCUCAGACGACGCCGCUCCACCUCCCGCCUACAGCGUGCACGUGCUGUCGUCGUUACUUCCAGGCGCUCGUGGGCCCGCGCUGUUGCCGCUAAGCGCAGGAGUGCGCGUGAUCCCAGUGGAAAUCAAAGAAGCAGGUGCCAGUGUGCCAGGGAGCAGCCCUGAAGAUGCAGCAGCUUUCCAGGCCUCUCUGGCUCAGGAAUCCUGCUGCAAGUUCCCAUCAUCCCAGGAGACAGAGGAGGCCUCCAGCUGCCCUCGGAAGAAAGACUCCAGCCCCAUGGUGAUUUGUCAGCUGAAAGGAGGUGCGCAGAUGCUCUGCAUAGACAACUGUGGCACGAGGGAGCUCAAAGCACUCCAUUUGCUUCCUCAGUACGAUGACCAGAGCAGCUUCCCACAGUCAGAACUCCCUAAGCCAAUGACAACUUUAGUGGGAAGACUUCUGCCAGUACCAGCAAAGUUAAACCUCAUCACACAGGUUGAUAAUGGAGCUCUCCCAUCGGCUGUCAAUGGGGCUGCAUUUCCCUCCGGACCUGCUCUGCAAGGGCCACCCAAAAUAGCUCUGGCUGGGUACUGUGACUGCUUCUCCAGCGGGGACUUCUGCAACAGCUGCAGCUGCAACAACCUGCGCCAUGAGCUCAAGCGCUUCAAAGCCAUUAAGGCGUGUCUUGAUAGAAACCCUGAAGCUUUCCAACCAAAAAUGGGGAAAGGCCGGCUGGGAGCUGCUAAGCUUCGACACAGCAAAGGGUGCAACUGUAAGCGCUCAGGCUGCCUGAAGAACUACUGUGAGUGCUAUGAGGCCAAAAUCAUGUGUUCUUCCAUUUGCAAAUGCAUUGCUUGCAAAAACUAUGAAGAAAGUCCAGAGCGAAAAAUGCUGAUGAGCACACCCCACUACAUGGAGCCUGGGGACUUUGAGAGCAGCCACCAUCUGUCCCCAGCCAAGUUCUCAGGACCUCCAAAACUGAGAAAAAAUAGGCAGGCCUUCUCCUGUAUCUCCUGGGAAGUAGUGGAGGCCACAUGUGCCUGCCUGCUGGCCCAGGGGGAGGAGGCAGAGCAGGAGCGCUGCUCCCCAAGCUUGGCUGAGCAGAUGGUCCUGGAGGAGUUUGGAAGGUGCCUGUCGCAGAUUCUCCACAUCGAGUUCAAGUCCAAGGGGCUGAAAAUUGAGUAGAGUGCAAGCUGGUAAAGGGGAAUGCCUGUGGCAAGCCUCAGCCCUGGGGAGUCUGCACCGAGGAAGCUGGUGCGGAGGGAGGAGCAGGAGGCCCCGCAUCAUGGCCAGGUCAGCUGUGAGGUCUGAGUGAUCUGCGUGGUAUUGGCCAGCCUAUUCAAGGCAUCCUAAAGUGCAAGCAAGCAGAGCUGCCCUGGGGAUGGACACUGGCCCUCUUGUCCCUGGGGAGGCCUUCUAGGGACCCCCUAUCCUGCAUAAGAAGAGGGUGGCUUUCUGCUUGUUGUUAUAUGCUUGCUUUUCAAAUCGCUUAGUACCUCCAUUCAAGUUGUUAUGAGCCGGCUGUUAUGAGCCGGCUUCAAGAGAGCUAGUCUCCACAGGUGGACUCUGCCCAAGUCACAUACAGGUCAGGUGGCCAGCAGGGGUCUACCAGGCCAGGCCUAUGACAGGAGAUGUGGGAGGGGGGUCAGGUUGGAGCUGGGUUUGUUUGGGUUUUUGUUUUUCUGUAUUUCUGCUUGAAGUGGGAAAACUUGUCUCCUGUCCAAAUCCUCUUCUCCAUAAUUACUGCUGCACUGUCGCCUGCAGACCAGUCACAGUGACCUCAGACAUCAGCAGGUGAGGUGGGACAUUAUGCCCACACUUUGUGUUUUGUUAUGAGAGUAAGCCUUUCCAGAGUCCCAGUUGGAACUAGGUUAGUAGCUGAAAAUAUAUUUGUCUUAAUACCC
Molecule: messenger RNA, 2238 nt
Organism: Grammomys surdaster
Lineage: Eukaryota; Metazoa; Chordata; Mammalia; Rodentia; Muridae
Gene: Tesmin
Product: testis expressed metallothionein like protein
Exons: 9
Coding region: 89-1519 (476 amino acids)
Biological process (GO): regulation of DNA-templated transcription
Cellular component (GO): nucleus
Source: RefSeq, a predicted model, not a curated record